Paramisgurnus dabryanus is the source of this 999-nucleotide messenger RNA. RefSeq lists its product as uncharacterized. The record is from RefSeq and is a predicted model, not a curated record. Lineage: Eukaryota; Metazoa; Chordata; Actinopteri; Cypriniformes; Cobitidae.
UUACUGUGUGUGACAGUUUCUUCUUAAAUCUUUUGAUGCUAAACAGUCUCUUAACUCACGUCAAACAGAAAGCGAUCAAGCGCAUGCAUCUGUGUGUGUUCACGUGAUCGACUGUAGUGUUGGGGAGGACUUUACUGAAUUUAAAUUUUACAGAUGAUGUUUAGUUUCUCUCACACACAUUGCUGCAGAAUAUGACUGCUGUAAAAGUUUUACUCUAUUUAUAUUUAUGGCAUUGUGACGGUGUGUUUGGUGCUGAAGUGAAGUCAGUGUCAGUGAUGGAGGGAGGUUCUGUGACUCUUCACACUGAUGUACAAAUACAGAUUAAAGAUGAGAUCGAGUGGAUGUUUGGUGUUGAGAGUCCAGAUGAAAUCAUAGCUCAAUUCAUCAGAGAAGACAAAACAACAUCAUUUAAUGAUGAAAGAUUCAAGAAUCAUUUAUAUGUGAAUCAUCAGACUGGAGAUCUCAUCAUCACAAACAUCACAAACAAACACACUGGAGUUUAUAGAGUAGAGAUCAACAGACAACCUUCUGUCAUCUUCAGACACUUCAAUCUUACUGUUUAUGCUCAUCUGCCCGUUCCUGUCAUCUUCAGAAACUCCACACAAAGCUCAAACUGUGUGUUGUUGUGUUUAGUGUAUAAUGUGAGAGAUGUGAGAGAUGUGAGUCUGUCCUGGUAUAAAGGAAACAGUUUAUUGUCCAGCAUCAGUGUGUCUGAUCUCAACAUCAGACUCUCUCUAACUCUGGAGGUUGAAUAUCAGGAUACAAACACAUACAGCUGUGUGGUGAACAAUACCAUCACAAACCAAACUCAACAUCUCAACAUCACUCAACUCUGUUCAGCUGAUGUCUACUGCUGUUGUGGUUUUACUGAAGUUGUGAUCCGAUUGGUCGUCUCUGCUCUGGUGGGCGUGGCUGCUGUUGUUGUUCUAGUUUAUGACAUCAGAACUGAAUGAGAUUCAACAUCAGCAUCUUACAGGAUUAUUAUGUAAGGGAUAAUGU